Messenger RNA from Anisakis simplex (herring worm), 1017 nucleotides. The record is from the annotation of a GenBank genome assembly. Lineage: Eukaryota; Metazoa; Nematoda; Chromadorea; Rhabditida; Anisakidae.
AUGGACAGUGCAAUAUGCGACGUUCCAGAAAGCCUGUGCUCUCGAUCGCAAUUCAACACUCUUUCCGAAUUUUUCAUCCACGCAAUGUUCAUUCAGGUUGGCCCCGAGCAGAAAGGCGUUGAGCAAUCCAUCACAGUAAUAAUCUCCUUCCACAACACGUUCAUCACAAAGGUGGAUCGUGCAUAUCGUUGUACUUGUUUCUAUAUGGAAGCUGAUAAGGUGGUGACGAGUAGAUUCGAUGUGAGUAUGUUGCCAACCACAGAUCUUAUUGAUACAGCUCGAAUGCCACUGUGCACUUACACGGUGAGACGAGCUUCUGUCACCGGUUCGCCGGUUUCGUUCGCUACUGUUGGUGAACCAGUCUUUCACGUGUGGCAAUGCGAAAGUGAUAUGUUCUCAAUGCUUGUCCACAGUUGUUUUGUCGACGAUGGUAAUGGACAAGACAGAAAGCCUCUGAUCGAUGAAAAUGGGUGUUCGAUCGAUGAAGCACUCGUUCCCAAUCUCACCUACAAUCCCGACAAGAAUAUGGCAUUCUCUGAAGUGAGCGUCUUCAAAUUUGCCGAUAAAGUCAGCACAUACUUUCAAUGCGCCGUCUCAACUUGUAUGAACUCCGAAGGAAUGUGCCAAAGCAAAACGCCUCCACGUUGCGGUAGUUCACCAACAAGAUUCGAAAAAGACGAACAAGACGAACCAGAAGCAGACGAUACGUUCGAUCCGUACCAACAACAUGUUCAUCGUAGAGCACGCAGCGUGCGAACACAUCCGUCACUGAUCACUCAGCAGUCAAACCAUUCCAAUGAUAAUCUUAUCACAUUCAAACCAAGCAGGAGUCCCUUCAACGACGCUAACACAAUGGAUUUAUCAGCUAAUCCAAUAGUGGUUUUGGACCUUGACGAAAAUACUCCUCAAGAUCCAGCCGAUACACCCAAAGUACCCAACUGUCUUCUUAUUACCGGAUCUUUUUAUUCUUUUAAUCCAGUGAAACUUAUUGCUCCCGAUGAUACGUUCUCUUCAUGA